Molecule: messenger RNA, 2806 nt
Organism: Acanthopagrus latus (yellowfin seabream)
Lineage: Eukaryota; Metazoa; Chordata; Actinopteri; Spariformes; Sparidae
Product: meprin A subunit beta-like
Exons: 16
Coding region: 102-2174 (690 amino acids)
Biological process (GO): proteolysis
Cellular component (GO): membrane
Molecular function (GO): protein binding; zinc ion binding; metalloendopeptidase activity
Source: RefSeq, a predicted model, not a curated record
UGAUCUUGCAUGCAUACCUAUAGCUUACCUACAAUGCUUGCAAAGGUCUCAAACCUGUUUCUCAUACCUCCUUAAAACCCAUCUGUCAGGGAGUCUCUUGCAUGCAGACAGUAAGGCUGCCACAAGAUUACAGUUUGGGCCACGCGACAAGAAUGAGGGGCCUCAUUUUUAUUGUUGUGAACUUGGCCGUUUCAUCAGCGUUCACCAUAAAUCCAGAUGAACUAGAGAUAGGGGAAAUCGGUGGAGAAAAGAACAUCACGGACAUAAACAACGAGUCAUCAUUACCUGAUGAUAUUUUGGAGCCACCGAACCUGCAAAGGAGUGCCAUUAUUGAUGAGGACAGACUAUGGACAUCCCCGGUACCAUAUGUCCUGGAUAAUGACCUUGAGAUGAACGCUAAAGGAGUCAUCCUAAAAGCCAUGGAACAGUUCAGGCUGAAGUCAUGCAUUGACUUCAAGCCAAAGGACUCUGAGGAUUAUUACAUUUCUGUCCAAAAGUUAGGCGGAUGUUUUUCAUAUAUUGGUAAACAACUUCCCAACGGACAGACACUCUCCAUCGGGAGAUUCUGUGAUGAAAUUUCUACCGUUGAACACGAGAUCCUCCACGCUCUUGGCUUUUUCCAUGAGCAGUCCAGAUACGACAGAGAUGACUUUGUGACAAUUUUAUUCAAGAACAUCAAAGAAGGUUUUGAGAACAAUUUCAGACUUGUUGACAAGAGCAGAAGCACCACCAAUGGAGUCCCAUAUGACUACUGGUCGGUGAUGCACUACAACCAGUAUGCAUUCAACAAUGGCAGUGAGAAAACGAUUAUCACCAAAGAUCCGUCUUUCCAGGAUGUUAUUGGUCAGAGACUGGAAAUGAGUCCCAGUGAUGUUCUGGAGCUGAACCGCCUCUACAAAUGCAAGUCAACCAUUGCAUUCAAGAUGUACUGUGGCUUUUCUAACGGGACCAUGUGUCACAUGAGUAACUGUUCACAGAGUGGCAGCAGCUGGGAAAUGGUAACUCGUGCUGAUGGGGGUCCUAGCUCUGACCACACCAGUCUACCCAGUGGCAACAGUACUCCUCAGGGUCCAAACACAAGUUCAUUCAUGCAUGCUAGCACAGCAUCGGGUACGGAGGGUGACUCGGCCUGGCUCGAGACCCAAAGGAUGAGCUCCAACAGGGAAUGUCAAAUCCAGUGUCUCCAGUUCUACUAUUACCACAGCGGGAACGAGUUGGAUGUACUGAAUAUCUGGUUGAGAGAGUUUCAAGAUGAAUGGGACUCCCAGGGAUCCCUCCGCCUCGUCGGACAGAUCACUGGUCCUCAAACAUCCCACUGGCAGCUCCAUCACGUUUCACUCAACGCCACAAAGCACUUCCAGGUGGAGUUUGAGGCUCGUAAAGGAGCGGGAAGCUCUUCAGGAGGCUUCUCAAUUGAUGACAUCAAUCUGUCCGAGGUCGAAUGUCCACACGUAACCAUGCAGUUUGACGAUUUUGAGAAACUUUUGAACACUAGUAAAUAUGGAACCACCAUACUCAGCCCACGGCAGUACUCCACAGGGGGCUAUGCUUAUAGGGUUGGGAUUAAGCUGUCCAAGACAUUCGUCGGAAUCUUUGUGCAACUCUUAUCUGGAAAAAAUGACAAACAGCUGCAGUGGCCUUGCCCACAGAGGCAGGUGACCUUCCAGAUGCUGGAUCAGACCCCCAACAUCCAGCAGCACAUGUCCAAGCAAAGGAGUAUCACAACUGACCUAUCCACCAUCUCCAAUGGAGCCUUUCGUUGGGGCAACCCUCGUGACGUCGGAACUCCGUUUGUCGAUGAGAAUAAUGAAACCAUCUUCGCCGGACCUGCAAGUGGCAGAAAUUUUUUCACAGAUUUGGAAGAAAUGAGAUCAAGACAGUUCAUCAAGGGGGGGAGUGUUGUUUUUGCCUUCAGCUUCCACGAUCUCACUCCUCUGCUUAAGGGGAGCGUUCUGCCAUGUCCUAAAGUGGGACCAGUGGAGAUUAGACAUCCUCAGAGAGAUCUGAAUAAAGCCCCGUGCUCAACACGGAUAGGACCCACAUCUGGUCCUUCUCCGCCAACAACAGCAUCAACAACAACAGAGGGGGAUGACAGCAUUUUUGGCUUCUCUCCCGGUUUGCUUGCUUCUCCUGUCCUUACCUUCCUGCUGGCAUUGAUGCUGAUGACAGCUUGACAUGUGACCUCCUGCCAGGCGCAUCUCAGCUCUGCAGAGGGACAGGGCCUAAAUACUUGCCAACGGCUGAGUAAUUCAGGGAUUUUAACUUUUUUAUGAAGCUUUUUUUGCUUUCUCACUGCUUAUAUUAGCUACUAUGUGGAUAGUAUUAGAUAGAGGGUAAAGCAAUGGGUAAAGAAUGAGAUGUAUGAUAUUUGAAUAAAUACUGGUGAUAUCCUGGUUAUGAUUUGGUGUUGUGACCAUACAUAUAUGUUAGUAUUUAGAUUAUGUUUUGUGGCUUCAUCUUGAAAUUGUACCUUUUUUGUCAAUUGAGGAAAUGGGGAAAAAAAAGUGCUUUUGUAACUGGCUUUAAGAUAGGAAGGGUUGCUGUCAGUCCCUAUUUUUGUGUAUCAAGAACACAUAGAGACUGGUGGUUUUCAGUGUUUUGAGAAGUGUCUUAGCUGUUCCUGUAGAGUGCUUCUUGACUCACAGGGUAAGCUUAUUUGAAAAAUAAAGAAAAAGCCUGCAAUAGCAUGGUUAGUAUUUAAGAUUGUGUUGGAAGGAUAUAUCUUUCUCUAAAGUGGAACAUGAUUUUCUGGGAUCUUCUAGUGUGAAAUCUUCUGAAACUUUCUAAUAAAUCCUUUUCCAAGCAA